Ruditapes philippinarum (Manila clam) is the source of this 702-nucleotide messenger RNA. RefSeq names its product large ribosomal subunit protein uL6-like. NCBI's taxonomy places the organism in Eukaryota, Metazoa, Mollusca, Bivalvia, Venerida, Veneridae. Gene Ontology annotation, molecular function: structural constituent of ribosome; rRNA binding. The record is from RefSeq and is a predicted model, not a curated record. Gene Ontology annotation, cellular component: ribosome; cytosolic large ribosomal subunit. Gene Ontology annotation, biological process: cytoplasmic translation. The transcript has 5 exons. Bases 86 to 658 code for a protein of 190 amino acids.
UUAUCGACUCUCACGAAGUAAAAAUCUUAUACACACCGGUUUUCAACUUCCUUUUCCGGUUAGGACCACUACAGAAAGUGGAAAGAUGAAGACUCUUUUAACAACACAGACAAUUGUUAUUCCUGAUGGGGUUGAUGUCAAUGUCAAGUCCAGGAAGGUGAUGGUAAAAGGUCCUAGAGGGUCUCUGUCUAGAACAUUCAAACAUUUGGCUGUUGAUAUCCAGAUGGAUGGCAAGAAGAAGAUCAAGGUCAUCAAGUGGUUUGGCAAGCGUAAGGAGUUGGCUGCUGUCAACACAGUCUGCAGUCACAUUCAAAACAUGUUCAAGGGUGUAACAAAGGGAUUUUUGUACAAGAUGAGAUCAGUGUAUGCCCAUUUCCCCAUCAACGUUUCAGUUUCUGAUGAUAAAAAGGCUGUUUCAAUUAGAAAUUUCUUGGGAGAGAAAUACACAAGACAUGUAAGCAUGUUGGAAGGUGUCUCCAUAAACAGUGCCCCAGGACAGAAAGAUGAAUUUCAUCUUGCAGGAAAUGACAUAGAAUUGGUGUCCAGAUCAGCUGCUCUUAUUCAACAGUCCACUUCUGUAAAGAACAAGGAUAUCAGAAAGUUCUUGGAUGGUAUCUACGUUUCUGAGAAAACUACAGUCGUGAAGGAUGAGGAUUAAACAUGGACUUUGUUGUAAAGAGAAAAAUAAAGAGAAAAAUUGCA